UCUAUUGUCUUUGUAAACGGGUUUGAUGCUUUAUGUUAUACUUAACCCCAAAAUGUAUUGUUUGUUGUAUUAAGUGAUUAGUCCGACAACAAAGUAACGCUAAUAUUCUAACAAAAUAAACCAAGUUUUCAAUAAACUUUAUUCAAAUUGCUAUCAUAAUAUAAAAUUUCUGCCGUUACUUGUGUUAAAUAGUGUAGUGUUUUAAUAUUGUUCCUUAAUAUUCUUCAGUGUAUCUAAUUACAUUUUUUAAACCUUCUAACCUCGUUUUUGGCAAGAUGACUGAAGUAAUUGGUAAUAGAACACAUAACUAUUUGAUAGGUUUUCAAAUUAAAGAAUUAAAUAAACACAAAUUACCUACUUACCGUGACGUUAUUAAUUUAUUUAUGUAUAAACAUUCGACUUUAAAAUUAACUAUACGCGAUAGUACUACCGAAGCUGUCAAUGAAUUAGAGGCUAUGUGGAAUAGAAUUGGAAUUUCUACGACACCGAAACGAAAUAGUAUUCGGAAGCUUGAAAAGUUUUAUGACGAAUACAAAGACAUUAAAAACAGUAUUUUUCCAACAAUAUUUCAGACAAUCAAAAGCACAAAGUUGAAAAUUUUGUUACUCAGCUAAAUAAAUUAUUUGAUAUUGCUGAUAAUAGUGAAGUUAAAAAUAUUUCAAGAAUGUCGUCAAAACGAUAGUAAUAAAUAUUUACCAUUAAUAUCUAAAUUAAACGAUAAUUCAAUUAUAUCUUCUGAUCAAUCAGUUUUGCAGGAUGAACAGGAUGAAACACAAGAUGAUAACAACAAUAUUGAAUUAAAUCUGAGUCAGAAAUUAUCGCAGUUCUCAAUGUCUGGUGAAGAAAGUAGCCAAUCAUCAAAUCAAUCUGAAAAACGACCUUUGUCAGAUUACGAAGAUGAGCUUCCGCAAGCUAAAAGGAAACGUAAGAUUGACGUUAUGACGGAAAUUUUAGUAGCAGUACUGGAUCGUACUAAAACUAGCAAUCGGAGUGCAAUGCAUAUUAUUUCUGCUGUCAUUAUAAGUCUUGGAUUGGAUAUUGACAAUUAUAAUAUUAGCUACACGACUAUUCGUAACGCUCUAUUAAAGUUUCGAAAAACAGUUGCUGGCAAUUUGAAAGAUGGAAUACAGGAAACUGCGAAAAAUCUUAUCGUCCAUUGGGACGGUAAGUUACUUCCGGAACUUUCCAAUCAGCCAACGAAAAAAGUCGAAAGACUUCCUAUUGUUGUUUACGGAAUGAAUGUGGAACAAUUACUCGGUGUACCUGCUUUAGAUGAGUCUACUGGAGCUAAUGAAGCUGAAGUCAUUUUUGAAGCCUUAAACGAGUGGAAUAUUUCUGACAGUAUAGUAGGGAUGUGCUUUGACACUACUAGUGUAAAUACUGGUAAAUUUAAAGUUUAAAUAAAUU
Molecule: messenger RNA, 1407 nt
Organism: Eupeodes corollae
Lineage: Eukaryota; Metazoa; Arthropoda; Insecta; Diptera; Syrphidae
Exons: 2
Coding region: 831-1400 (189 amino acids)
Source: RefSeq, a predicted model, not a curated record